UAUCAAUAUCAUUGUCAAAUUAAUUAUGUCAUUUUGACAAUAUAAAAAGGUAGUGGUACUAGUGUUAGCUAGAUACUACUUCCAGCUCUGCUCUUUUUGGUAAUUUUAUCAAAAUUUAAAAUAAAUCUUAAAAAUAAAUAAACAAAAUGACGGCAUUUCUAAAAAGAUUAGUGAGUCAAGCACUUUCUAAUCUUAGAAAGGAAGUCAGACCGACUAACAAUAUAAAAAAAUUCGCAACAGAAGCAACUAUAAAAACUAAACCAUAUAAACUGCACAGAUUGGACACUUCACCUCUUACAGAGGUCAAAGUUACCAAAGAAGAGGCGAAAGAUUAUUACAAAAAAAUGUUCAUUCUAAGAAGCCUUGAAAAUGCCACAUUCACCCUGGCAAAAGCCAACCUAAUUAGAGGCUUCUGUCACAUAUAUUCGGGGGAAGAAGCAGCGGCUGUUGGGGCUUAUGUGGUCAUGACCCCCGAAGAUCUCGUAGCAUCCCCAUAUCGAAUUCAUGGAUGGGCGUAUCUUAUGGGCAACAGCGUGCUGGGGGUCCUUGCCGAGAUGACGGCAAGAACAUCGGCAUGCCAAAGAGGCAAGGGUGGAUCAAUGCACAUGUAUCACGAUCGAUUCUUUGGAGGUUUCGGUAUCGUGGGGUCGUCCGUACCCGUGGGUACAGGUCUUGCAUUUGCCCUGAAAUAUAAGGGAGUGAAGGGUGUAGGGUGGGCAAUUUACGGAGAUGGGGCAGCCAAUCAAGGACAAGUUUUCGAGGCGUUCAACUUGGCCAAAUUGUGGAAUUUACCGUGUCUCUUCUAUUUAGAAAACAACGGCUACGGUUACAGCACUUCUAUAGAAAGGGCUGCAGCGAAUAUUGACUUUUACACCCGUGGCGACUUGAUUCCUGGAAUAUGGGUGGACGGCAUGGACGUGAUAAGUGUUAGAGAAGCCAUAAAGUUUGCCAGGGAGUUCUGCCUAGAGGGCAACGGUCCCAUUGUCGUGGAAGCAGCUACUUACAGGUACCACGGGCACUCCAUUUCAGACCCUGGCACCACUUAUCGUACAAGGGAGGAGAUACAGGCGGUAAGACAGCAACGAGACCCUAUAACCACCUUCAAAGCGCUGAUAUUAGAGAAAGGGUUACUUAUUGAAGAAGAAAUUAAGAGUAUUGAAACCGAAGUUAAAACUGAUGUGAAUGAAGCAUCCGAGAGAGCCGUUAAGGAUCCAAUAAUAAAUGCAUCAGAACUCACUACCGACAUCUACUCCGAAUGUUUGGAACCGCACAUAAGAAACAUCACGCCGUUUAAUCCUCUUCAACACAAAAGAUUAGGAAGAGCCAUCAAUCUUAAGUAAAUUAUCCCAUAAUUCAUGGAGUCUUUUCCUGUUUAUUAAGGGUUUUUUCGAUUUGUGACAGUUCAACUACUAUCUCCUUAUGAAGAUAUCCAUUUGCAGAGUGUCUACAACUUCUCCUGAGUCAUUGAAGGUUACUAACAAAAUUGUAUAACGGUUUACUGAUAAAAAGUGAAAAAUAAAUAUGCAUCAUAUA
Molecule: messenger RNA, 1533 nt
Organism: Agrilus planipennis (emerald ash borer)
Lineage: Eukaryota; Metazoa; Arthropoda; Insecta; Coleoptera; Buprestidae
Product: probable pyruvate dehydrogenase E1 component subunit alpha, mitochondrial
Exons: 1
Coding region: 147-1340 (397 amino acids)
Molecular function (GO): oxidoreductase activity, acting on the aldehyde or oxo group of donors, disulfide as acceptor
Source: RefSeq, a predicted model, not a curated record